Messenger RNA from Helicoverpa armigera (cotton bollworm), 912 nucleotides. Its product is annotated as proteasome subunit alpha type-6. The transcript is spliced from 5 exons. Lineage: Eukaryota; Metazoa; Arthropoda; Insecta; Lepidoptera; Noctuidae. Gene Ontology annotation, biological process: proteasomal protein catabolic process; ubiquitin-dependent protein catabolic process. Bases 108 to 848 code for a protein of 246 amino acids. The record is from RefSeq and is a predicted model, not a curated record. Gene Ontology annotation, cellular component: proteasome core complex; proteasome core complex, alpha-subunit complex; nucleus.
UUUGUUGUCUAUGAUAAUAAUUGGAGCGGCUGUCAUUGAUCAAAGGAAGUGUAGUAUUUUCGUGGACAAAACAGUUCUGUUAUUUUUCUAACAUAAAUUCAUAAACAAUGGCACGAGAAAGUAGCGCAGGAUUUGACCGUCAUAUUACUAUCUUUUCUCCUGAGGGCAGACUGUACCAAGUCGAGUAUGCGUUGAAGGCGAUCAACCAGGGUGGGCUGACGUCGGUGGCGCUGCGUGGCGCGGACGCGGCAGUGGUGGCUGCGCAGCGCAAGGUGCCUGACCGCCUUCUCGAUCCCGCCUCAGUGACACAUCUGUUCCCACUUACCAAACGCAUCGGUGCCGUCAUGACAGGCAUGAUUGCGGACAGCCGGUCGCAGGUGCAGCGGGCGCGCUACGAGGCCGCCAACUGGCAGUACAAGUACGGCACCGAGAUCCCCGUGCACAUCCUGUGCCGCCGCAUCGCAGACAUCUCGCAGGUCUACACGCAGAAUGCUGAGAUGCGACCGCUCGGCUGCAGCAUGAUGCUGGUGGCGUUCGACGAGGAGAGCGGCCCGUGCGUGUACAAGACGGACCCGUCGGGCUACUACUGCUCGUACAAGGCGGUGGCGGCGGGCGCCAAGGCCACCGACGCCAACGCCUACCUGGAGAAGAAGCUGAAGAAGCGCUCCGACCUGAGCGCCGACGACGUGGUGCAGCUCGCCAUCUCCUGCCUGUCGCAGGUGCUCUCCGUCGACUUCAAGUCCUCCGAGAUCGAGGUCGGCCUCGUCACUAAGGAUGACCCACAGUUCAGAGUGUUAGCUGAAAACGAGAUCGACAGACACCUCACCGCGAUUGCCGAGAAGGAUUGAAGGCGUUUUUGUUAACAUUUAAAAUCUCUAAAUAAUUUUUUAAAUAAAGUAUUUAAUAAACGAC